AUGUGGGCUGGGAUAACCUUAGACCCUGGCGCAGCCCUAACCUAUUUGAAUGAUUCUGAAAAUUUUGAACAGUCGACGAGUGCCGAAACGGCAUUAAACGGAUCAGAACAAAAAACUAAUGUUGAAAAAAUUGUUUCACCGUUAAUUGUUAAAAAUUUACAAACGAUUUUUGAGAACAAAGAAGAAAAGAAAAGGCAAACAAUGAUUGUUAUAUCCGAUUCUCAAUCCUUACGUUCACCACAACAUCGUUUAAGUGUCGAUAUAGAAACGGAAAUAUCACCAGACGGUGAUAAAAAUAGUUUAUCAUCAUCGAGUGCCGAUUCAUCAUCUCAUUUUUCACAACAAAAUGAACAUUGGUAUGAGGGAAAUUCAAUAGCAACGUGUAUUGAUCAACAAAAUGAAAAAAAUAAUAUUAAUCCAACACUUAUAUUAUCAUCAUCAUUACCAACUAAUUUUAGUGGACAUUUGUUGUCGGAUAGUUUAAAACGUCAUUCAGCUGGUAUUUAUCAGACGACCACCAGUGGUUUAAGAGAAAUUCCUAACGAUGAAAUAUUACGUGAAGUCGAUCUAAAUGAUAUAAAUAACGUUGGAGAUGAAUUUUUUCUAUUCUCACCGCGGAAUAAGAAUGAAAAUAAUAAUUUAAACAAAGAAGAAGGUAACACUUCUAUAGUUUCUAAUAUGAACAAUAAAAACAACACGAUGCAUAAUCAAAAUAAUCGAUUGUAUGCAUUGAUAUCGUCUAACGAUAACAAUAACGAUCAUGAAGAUUUAUCUCAUAUAGAUAUAGAUGAAUCUAAUUUCCACUAUUCAACAGUACGGGAUCCAUUUGAAUUUGAAUGUACAAAGAUAACAAAUCUUGAUGAUAUUCUCGAUGAUGAUGAUGAUGAUGACGAUGAUGAUGAUGAUGAUAAUGAAGAUGAUAAUACUAUGAUUAAAAAUUAUCGACGCCCUUUACAAGAAGAUAUCUUAUAUGAAGUUGAAAAUGAAAACAGUCAUUCUGAUCAAAGCCCCAAUACAAGAUCUGUUAUUUCCGUUGCUGAUACGCAUUCGGAAAAUAAUACAAGAAACGAAGUUUGGAAAAAUAGCCAUAUCACUCAAAGUGAUCGAAUGGAUGAUGGAUUGAAUGAAAAUAUUGACAGAAAUACUUCUGAUAUAACAAAAAUAAUGUCUUUAAAUUUAGAAAAUUACGAUGCAAUCAAAUCUACAACUGCUGAAAAAGAACAACCAAAAAAGUCUGUAGAAGAUACAUUGACCAGAACACAAUCACGAGAAGAAGAGUUAAAAGAAACUAGUUCGAAAAAUGACAGUAUAUUACCGAUCUAUAUUGCGUAUUCGCUACCGCCUUUAUUUUCUACUCAAGCUCCACCAACAUUGAGGGUGGACGCAUUGACAACGAGAAACAAUAAUUCGACAACAUCCUAUCUGCUUCCAUCUACGAUGGAAUCGUCACAAUAUUUUAAUUUAAACAAAUGGGAUAGUUUAACUAAUAAUAUUGACGAAUUCUCGAAUACAUCAUAUUUAUCGCCUUAUACAUCAAAAAUACGUCAUCGUCAAUAUAGUGUCGGUUCAUACUACGAUAACAAAAGUACGACAACAACACGUCAUCAUCAUACGAGUCUGUUGGGAAGUGCAGGGCAUAAUGCUCUACGACGAAUGCAUCCUUUGAUGGAUGCAUCGCCCUUUUCAUCAUCUUAUCAGCCGAUUAUUAUGAAUACUCGAAAUAUUUAUUCUGACAAUUCUAAAAUAAUUCGAGAUAAUGAUGUAUUAUAUUCAACGUCGAAUAAAAUCCAAAAUAACUCUAACAUAUUUGACUCUAGUGUAAAAAACCAUGUGACAGCAUAUGAUAAAACUAAUCAUGUUCUCAAAAGUGAUCAAAUCAUAAAUAAAAACUACGAAGUGAAAAAAGAAACUACUAUACAAGAAAAUAAUAAUCGAAAUAUUUACGAUGUAACGCCUAUACGAUCUGAUAAUAGUGCACUUCGUAUUUCUGCACAAUUUCAACAAUAUGAAAUUCCUCAAAUACAUAAUAAAAAAUUAAAUCAUAACCAAAUAGAUGAUAAACACAUUUAUCCUGAAAGUCGUUCGAUUAUCGGACAAAAACAACAACAAUCGAAACAAGAUGAAAAUCAUGAAGAUUUUCAAUUUAUACGCGGUGCUAUUAAACGUGUGUUUGAUUUUCAUACGACUAAUAAUGACUUAGAAACAAGUGACAUAUCACCACGUUAUGAACAUAUUUCUAGCGAUGGUUCCGCAUCAUCAUCAUUCAAAACAAGAUCAUCUUCAUAUAAAACAACUGUUUCAAAAAAUAUUGAUAAAUCAGGCACAGAUAUUAAAAAUAACAAAUCCACAUCUGAAGACAAUGUUCCAUUUCCAGCAGUUGAAGCUGUACAACGGUUUUAUCAGACUAAUAAUAAUCAAAACAAUACAGUUUAUGUUAGUGAUCAAAUAGUUGGUAAAAAAUUAAUACCCAUAACCAAUCUUGAUGAUAAUUUUGAAUAUAUAAAGGAAUCAACUCAUGUACCGUCAACAAAUAAUGAUAAAAAUUCUUUAAAUUCAAUACCGAACACGAAUACUAACGACACUUCAAAACGAUUUGAUUUACCAAAAAUUGAUGAAGUAGGAGAUCCAGCAUCGAAAUCAAAAUCAAAAUCGAGUGCGGGCGUAGUUGAACAGGAAGUAAAUAAUUCUGAAUUUGAUGAUACAUUAAAUGAUAUUGAAGAUUAUAUAGAUCAAGGAAAUAAAGAAAGCGCGCAUACGAGUAAUGAAAAUUCACCAACGUCAACGCAACAUGGUGUGAUAUCGACAAUUAUAAAACCAACACAAGAAACACGAACAUCAGAUAAGAGCAAUUUUGGUUCCUAUAUUAAAGCAACGAGCAGCCCAACGGAGAGUCAUAGUACAAUACAGUCAUUUCAAACAGCAAAAUCUAGUGUGCCAGUUGAUAUUGUAACAACAGUUAUUUUAGAAAAAGAAGGUGAUGAUGAGGAUAUUGAAGUAAUUGAAGGUGAUAUGGUAUUAUAUUACGAUGAUAUUGAUAUUGUUGAACAUUCACCCGUUUCUAGUAUAUCUCCAUCUUCAUCUGAUAAUGUUAAGCAUCAUCAAUCACCACCGCCACCACCUAUACCUGCUCGAACAUUAAAACCAGUUCGAUUAUUAAAGGAUAUUGAAAGAGUAACGGGACAGCGAAAAGCAAGUAUCGAAACGGAUAUAGAUAAUUAUAUUGAAGCUAGAAAUAUGACAAAUAAUUUAACAUAUGGACAGAUUCAAUCAAAUCAUGUCAAUGAAAUUAUCCCUUCAAAACAUGUUGAAACAGUUAUUCCAAUUAUUGAUGAACGAAAAAUUCCUCCACCCCUACCUUCUCAUUUUUCGUCUGAUUUAAAAAAAUUUAGUGUUAAUACAGUAAAUGAUUUAUUAAAUAGAACUAACUAUAAAAAUGAUUCUCAAUUUACAUCUAUACAAUCUUAUCCUCGGAUUCCGUCAUCGCGACAUUAUUGUGGAAAGAUUAACGAAAAUAAUAGUUUAUCUUCUCGAACAAGUAGUAUUAGUAGUGUAACAACAGGCGAGGCAUCACAAAAUCUGAAAAAACAAGUUUUACCACUUGAACCAUCAGUGAAGGCGCGUACAUUACCUGCACUAAUUAGUGAACAAAAGUUAAAUAGUACAACAAGUCAUUAUAAUGAACCAAUUAUUAUCAAGCCUGCAUCUAUUCAAUCAGCUGCCUCUACUCGUAUACCAACAAAAAGUCCAUUUGCUACGCUUCCAUCAAGAACGACGAUUUCACGUCCGCCUAUUAAGCAACAACAUCAGGGUACACGACAAUCAUUAGCAACAAAUGCAUUUGUAAAACAAAUUAAAAGUUCAUUCAGUACAAGUAGUCUAUCCGGACCACAAAUCCCCAAUAAUUUGUCACUAUCUACAAAAGAUUUACGACAUUACGUAUCUAAAACUUAUACGCCAGAAGACUCAAAUACUAUCGAUGAUAAUGGAAUUGUGCAUUUAAGAAAUAAUGGCGCUGGCGAUCAAUCAGUUAAAAGGCAACAAAGAUUAUCACGUAGUUUCCAUAAUGUAUCCGACUAUCAUGAAGCACAUACAGCACAGAACUUACCCUCAAAAUCCUGUGAAGAUAAUCUUGAUAAUGUGACUGAUCAAUUACCACCAACACGUACAACAGUAACAGCAAUACCAAUACGUACCACAGCAACAUCAUCACGCACAACAGUAACACCACCACAACAACAACAGCAAUCUCAGUCUAAAACAGCAUUAUCUCAAGAACGUUUAUCAUCAGCAAUUCCUCUAGUACCAAGUACACCAACUCAAGAGGACAAUGCACGAAUGUUAUCUAUGAAAUGGUAUACUGGACAAGUACCUGAAAAUUCUGAAAUAGAUUAUGAUAAUAAUAACGAUAAUGAUUUGUUAAAAGAAUAUAUCAGUGCACAUGGUACAUCUGAAAUGAACAAUUUAUUUCAUUCACUACAAAAUUCGAAUGAUAUUCAUAUUCAUGCCGCAUUAGACGAUAUUCGACUACGUGUAGCUCAGUUUGAUCAAAUAAAAAAUCAAAAUGAUUUACAAGCGUUUAUGCUCUACUUAGAUAGUCGUCUAAAAGAUUUGAAGAGAAUAUCAAUAUCUCAUAAUGACAAUAAUAAUAAUAAUAAUAAUAUUAAUAAUCGAACAAACCACACACAAUCACAAACAGCAUUACGAAAAGGUUCAUCGAAUGAAAAUAUAAUUGAUGAUAAUCGAUCAAAUUCGAGUGAACAAAAUCAACAACCACCAAGACAAAUUAGUCGACAACAAAUGAAACCUACAACAAAUGGACAUUUUAAUACUCAACAACUACUCACUAGUACAAGCCAAGAUAAAGAUGAUUUGGAUAAUGUACUGAACACGAUUCUUGCUUUACCGAAAAAAGGAGUGACUACUCUAUCCCGUGAAUCGACGAACUCUUCUAUUAAAAGAGAUGUGUCUACUCCUUUAUCAGUACCAGUUUCAAAUAAGGAUCAAACAAUCGGGAAACGAUUGUUUGAAAGUGCAUUUACAGAUCAACGAUUAUUAUACGAUGGUCCAAAAGAGAAAGAGGAAUUGUUUGAAACAUCUGUCUGA
Messenger RNA from Didymodactylos carnosus, 5103 nucleotides. Lineage: Eukaryota; Metazoa; Rotifera; Eurotatoria; Philodinida; Philodinidae. The record is from the annotation of a GenBank genome assembly.